This is a messenger RNA of Eruca vesicaria subsp. sativa (arugula), 306 nucleotides long. The record is from the annotation of a GenBank genome assembly. NCBI's taxonomy places the organism in Eukaryota, Viridiplantae, Streptophyta, Magnoliopsida, Brassicales, Brassicaceae.
AUGACCAACUCCGUCGCUUUGUCACCGGCGUUCUCUCCUGCCGUCCUCCCUCCGUCCGCCACUUCUGCUUAUAAAUCCCCCAUCAUCUCACAGAGUCUCUCGCUUUUCUCCUCUCAAUCUCGAAUCAAACGCCCUCGCUCAAUAAAAACGAUUCGUUGCAACACAGCUGUAAAAUCCGCUGACUUGUCGUCUGAGGAGGAGAUGGAAGCGGACGCGAAGGCGAAGGUAGGGUGUAGGGUUAAGGUAACGGCGCCGUUGAAGGUUUAUCAUGUGAACCAUGUUCCGGAAGUUGAUUUGGAAGGUUGA